AAGGUCCCAUCAAGCCCGACGCUUUCGCUUCACUCACUCUCUCUCUUUCUUCCUCACCGACCCCCCUCUCCCGUCCCCGUUAGAUCCGAGCAACGAACAGCAAACCGACCAUCGCCUCACCCUCACCAUCCCGCCCGCGCAGAAGCGGACAGACACCAUGCCCGCCACGCUAGGUGGCGUAUGGGCGCCCGCCGCGCUGCGGGCCGUCCGUACCGCCGCCUACAAGGCGAGCAAGAUGCUCCGGGCCAAGCUGGCUGCCGCCGCCGCCCGCCCCGUCGAGCACGUUGCCCUCGAGCCCGUUCUCGCCCGCGGCUCCCGCCAGCCGAUCCACCCCUCCGCGCUCGUGCGCCAGCAGAAGUCCCGGCGGUGGUACUCGUCCACCUCCGCCGCUGCCGCCAGGGUCGCCUCUGGCCCCGCCAAGUCCACCUCCUACUAUCAGCACAUCAACGCGGCCAUCCGCCGCCUCAUGAGCACGGGCAGCCUCGCCCCUAGCAUCGACCGAUGCGCCUUCCGCACGGUGACUCGCACCGGCCGCGCCAUCGCCCAGUCCGCCGGCCGCUCCCCCUGGGCCACGACGCUGCGCCCGAACCUGACCGGUGGUGCGCUACCCCGGUCCGCCAGCGGGUACGGCCUCGGCUCUGGCCGCCUCGGCGGUGUGCGCUACUUCUCGCACGGCCCCGCCUCCCCCGCCGAGGUCAUCCAGAGCGUGUCCGCUGCCGCCCGCGCCUUCUGGAUCUCGGGGCAGCGCGCCCAGUUCGACGGCCUCACCCCCCGCGGUGACCCCAAGUACCGCGCCGUCUCCGUCCUCGAGGACGAGGCCACCCGCGCCAUGGCUGCCGUGCCUCGCAGCGCCCCCGGUGCCUUCGUCGACUUCCGCCUGAGCCCGACCGUCACCGCCCUGAGCCCUCUCGCCGCUGCCUUCCCCUUCUCGUCCUCUGCCAAGGCCGCCGGCGCCGUCUCCAAGACGACCCCCGCCUUCACCUUCGAUGACGCCUCCACCCUCAACACCGAGGGCUUCAUCGACGUCCUAUCCAUCGACUUCGCCCGCGCACUGCGUGACCUCACGGCAACGCUGGCCGACGUCAAGAAGCUGGCCGACCUCGGCGACUUGCCGGUGCGCCUCGAGAAGGGCGGCGCCGUGCUGCGGGUCCGGUUCCCCGGCGUCGACGCGGCCACCGUCGAGGCGCUGUGCGACGACCUCGGGCUUACACGCGGCAUCGUUGGCGAGGACCCGGAGUUUGCGGACGACGUAGCUGUCGCGGUCGCGCUCCAGUUCCCCUUCGCGCCCACUGCUACCGCGCUGAGCUACGGGGAGGACGACGGCGACGGCGGCGGCUUCUCGCUGCGGUCCCGCCGCGGCCUCCCCGAGGGCUUCAGCUUGCUAGCCGACGAGGAGAACCCGUGGCUGUCGUCCCCGGACCUCGAAGGCUACGAGACCAUGCCACCGUCGGCGCUCAGUUCCGGCGAGCAUUGUUCUGAGGACUUCGACGGCCUCGAGGGCAUAUACCACUUCCUCGAGGAGUGCGACCGCGCCCAGAAGCGAUUCUAAGAAGAGCGUGGCGGCCCCCCAAGCCUUCGGUACCGCCGAGAAGCAACGACAACGACUGAACGAACGAACGACGGAAUAAGCGUAAAUUGAUAUCAAGUAGGGCGAGUGAUGUUUUAGGAUGGCACAGGUACUUGUUUAAUCGAGAUUGAUAUGGGAAUUGGGAGAGGGGGAGGGAAGGAAAGGAAACUGCACUCACUGCAUCGAUCUGUCCACUAGAACAGCACUUACUACGCACCUACGUAGGUAGUGUUUCUCCGGACCACCACUAUAGUACGGCGGCCGCUCUACUCUACUCCGAACGUAGGGUCUAGCUGGCUCCUACACGGGAUUUUCUAUGUCUACAGUAUUACGAAUAAAUCCAAAGCAAUCACCAAAGAGGAGAGGAGAGCUAGUGUAGUCUUG
Molecule: messenger RNA, 1951 nt
Organism: Durotheca rogersii
Lineage: Eukaryota; Fungi; Ascomycota; Sordariomycetes; Xylariales; Xylariaceae
Exons: 1
Coding region: 158-1549 (463 amino acids)
Biological process (GO): proteasome assembly
Molecular function (GO): proteasome binding
Source: RefSeq, a predicted model, not a curated record